CAAAUGUUCCUGUCUCAGUACGCACGUCGUAUGUGUUUAGUUUCUCCGUUACGACUUCUUGCAAAACGAGGUUCUUGUUCAAAAUUAUUCGUCGGAGAUAAUCUGUAUGCUGUAGAAACAGAAGAUGUAUUAUGUUUCUACUCGUUAUGUAAAGUGCACUCUAACUGUUCGAUUAAAUGCGUGUAAGAAACACUGAAUGUGUAGACACCACUGCAGGGCUUAGCUACGACACUAAUGAACCUGUCUUGAAGAAUGAGUUUGAAAAGUACGGUGAAGUUUUACAUGUGAGAGUAAUAUGCGAUCACAGGAGCGGGAAAUCAAAAGGUUAUGGAUUUGUGGUGUUGGAUUCAGAAGAAGCAGCUGCAACUGCCUUAGCUUCCAUGAACAAUCAGUUACUCGAAGGCAGACACAUUAGAGUCGAAUAUGCUCAACCUAACAAAGGUUUACAUCAGAAUCAGACUUGAUUUUCGACUUCUAAAUUCAACUGAAACUUCAGAUCCGUAGGUGAAGCACCAAAACUCAAGAAACUGCAUUCACUCUUUCGAAUUGUAAUAGUGUAGAACUCAAAAGGUGAUUUUGGUGAAGAGUCUUUAAGUGGUUUUGUAAUGACUCCUGUGUUUUCUCUUCAAGCUUUGUUACUGUUCGCAUUUGUCUGGUGCUUCUUCUACUUCCUUGGCAGGAGUCUCUACAAGUAUCAAUUGGCCAUUAACAAUCUAAAAACAAAUAAUCAAAUCACAGA
Messenger RNA from Raphanus sativus (radish), 739 nucleotides. RefSeq names its product glycine-rich RNA-binding protein RZ1A-like. Gene Ontology annotation, molecular function: RNA binding. The transcript has 4 exons. Bases 177 to 464 code for a protein of 95 amino acids. The record is from RefSeq and is a predicted model, not a curated record. Lineage: Eukaryota; Viridiplantae; Streptophyta; Magnoliopsida; Brassicales; Brassicaceae.